Messenger RNA from Cylindrotheca closterium, 487 nucleotides. The record is from the annotation of a GenBank genome assembly. NCBI's taxonomy places the organism in Eukaryota, Bacillariophyta, Bacillariophyceae, Bacillariales, Bacillariaceae.
AUGAGCCCUGAGUUGCUGUUGGAGAAAUGGUCCAAGGAGGUGAUGGACAGCUUCCUAGCAAGCAAUACUGAAUUUACCGAUACCAACCCCACAGCCAUUGGUCUUGCUAAAUCCGUGGAUGAGUUGAAGCCAGUUGUACUUGGAUUGAAAACAUCCAAUGAUUUGCUUGUUAAAGAACUCGGCUCUGUGGCAAAAGAGCUUGCAAUGAAGACAGCUGCAGUGUCACUCUAUCAAGAAGAACUUGCCAAGAUCAAGGAAAAAUUAAGGAUCACAAACCAGCGGCUCACAAACGCAAACGUGAAGCUCUCCUGCAUCAAAACACCGGAUCCAGUGAAACGGAGAAUGGAUACUUUUGAUGAUGAUGAUGACGAACCAGUAGCCAAACAACUGAAAUUUGGCAUAGAAUUGCCAUCUCCUUUACCAACGCCAAGUCAAGGAGUUGAUGACAUGGAGGACAUGGAGCAAGAGAAAGACUAUUCGCCAAAAA